AUGCCCAAAGAAAAGAAAGAGAGUAAGGUGAAGAAAGAAAAGAAGGAGAAGAAAGAGAAGAAGGAGAAGAAGGAGAAAAAAGAUAAACACGUGUCGAAGUCAAAAGACUUGAUGGAGGUUACAGAGCAGGUGAUCAUAAAAGAAGAAGAAACAAGAGAACCGGAAACACCGCGAAAAGAGAAUUCUCUGAUCGUGCAUUAUGAUUUAAAAGCGUUGGUACCAUUUGCUCAACCGUUGGCUUCUCAGGAAUUCACUUUGGAGUUGAUGCAAACCAUUAGAAAAGCCGAUCUCGGGUUUUCCUGUGCCACAAAGCGUCCAACUAGCGUGGUGAUGAUAGUACCAGACUCUAAGAAUCCGGAAAACGUUGACUACAAAGAUCAAUUUGAUUCAUGCGUCAAAAAAGUGAAGGAACUGGCGGAAAUCACGUACAUCAUGGCUCCAGAAACGAAGAGCCGCAAACCUGCGAAUACUGCCUUUAAACAACAACGUUUAAAGGCGUGGCAACCGAUUCUUACUCCGAAGACGGUUCUACCAACGUUCUUCAUAGUAGGAAUAAUUUUUGCACCUCUUGGUGGUCUGCUACUAUAUGCGAGCAAUAGUGUUUCCGAAGUGAUCAUCGACUAUACGUAUUGUGAUUCCAGGGCUAGCGUUUAUCCAACCUAUGAACCCAUCCCCUCACAAUUUGUGUCAAGUUCUUUCUCUAACUCGAAUUCGACCGCCAGUCCACCUCUGUGGAGUCGUGAGGUGGUCACACCUCCUGAAUUUAUUUUCACUGGCCAAAACAUUUGGCGAUGUCGGCUUCAAUUUACCAUUCCCUUUACAUUUAAACCUCCAAGUUUUGACGCUAACCAACUCAGUGGUCAAGCCGUUCCCGCGGCCACCCUGAAUAAUGGAGAUUGCAGCCCAUUGGCAGAAACCCCCGAUGGUUAUGCAAUUUAUCCUUGUGGCUUGAUUGCGAAUUCUAUUUUUAAUGGGUCGACCACAAAUCAAAUUUAUGAGUUUAGUCAGAAAGGAAUUGCAUGGCCUUCUGACAUGAAGAAGUAUGGGAAAACUCAAUACAGCUUGUCUGAAAUCCGACCACCGCCGGACUGGGCUUCCAAAUUUCCUAAUGGCACUUAUACAGAACAAUAUCCGCCACCCGACCUUUCUCAGGACGAGAGCUUCCAAGUUUGGAUGCGCACAGCUGCUCUCCCUGAUUUCAGAAAACUGUAUGGGAGGAAUGACACCACUGCAAUGGAAGCAGGAACCUACGAAGCAACCAUUGAUUACGGUGAUUAA
Molecule: messenger RNA, 1278 nt
Organism: Acaulospora colombiana
Lineage: Eukaryota; Fungi; Glomeromycota; Glomeromycetes; Diversisporales; Acaulosporaceae
Source: the annotation of a GenBank genome assembly